This is a messenger RNA of Conger conger (European conger), 5589 nucleotides long. It is a transcript of the gene sgpl1, whose product is annotated as sphingosine-1-phosphate lyase 1. Gene Ontology annotation, cellular component: endoplasmic reticulum. The transcript is spliced from 14 exons. The coding region runs from base 143 to 1852 and encodes 569 amino acids. Gene Ontology annotation, biological process: sphingolipid catabolic process; carboxylic acid metabolic process. Gene Ontology annotation, molecular function: sphinganine-1-phosphate aldolase activity; pyridoxal phosphate binding. The record is from RefSeq and is a predicted model, not a curated record. Lineage: Eukaryota; Metazoa; Chordata; Actinopteri; Anguilliformes; Congridae.
AGGUCGAGUCAGUAGAAUAGAACCGUAAGCUGCCAGUGACAGAGCAAAUCAGGCAGAGAUUUCAAGCGGCGAAUUUGCUGAGUAUAUCAACAGAAAAGGGCGACGAGAGGCGUUUAAAUCGGCUUUUCCCGCAGCAAACAACAUGGACUAUUUGCAGGCCCUGGGGGUGUACGGGGAGAUGCUGCAGAUGUACCUGGAGCGCGUUCGACAGCUGGUGAACUCCAGCUGCCAGGAUCUGGAGGCCUGGCAGAUCAUCGCAGGCACGCUCAGCUCCACUCUGCUGGCCGUGUGGAUCAAAGGACAGCUCUUUCAGCGGGAGAGCCUGACGUUGAGGAUAAAGAAGCAGUGCUUUCGGUUGAUCAGGAAGAUCCCUUUCGUUGGUGCUUCAAUCCAGACUCAGCUCAACAAGGCGCUGGAUGACAUGUCGGUGAGCCUCUGCACGCUGAAGGACGGGAUGACCUACAUCAGAUCUCUGCCCGCGCAUGGGCUGUCCCAGGGACAGGUCCUGGACGCCAUCAAACAGUACGAUGCCCUGGGUGAGGUCCAAUGGGAGAAGGGGAAGGUGUCCGGUGCUGUCUACAGUGGAGAUGCCAAGCUGACAAACCUCCUAGUGAAGGUGUAUGGAGACUUUGCCUGGAGCAACCCACUGCACCCCGACAUCUUCCCGGGCGUGAGGAAGAUGGAGGCUGAGGUGGUGCGGAUGACCUGCACCCUCUUCCACGGGGGACCCAGCUCGUGUGGAACGGUAACGUCGGGAGGAACGGAGAGCAUCCUGAUGGCGUGCAAGGCCUACAGAGACAUGGCGUACGAGCGGGGCGUCAAACACCCAGAAAUCCUAGCGCCCGUGAGCGUCCACGCAGCCUUCGACAAAGCGGCGCACUACUUCGGCAUGAAGCUCGUCCACAUUCCCCUGGACAAGGAGACCAUGAAAGUCGACGUCAAGGCCAUGAAGAGAGCCAUCUCCAGAAACACGGCCAUGUUGGUGUGCUCCGCCCCUCAGUUCCCCCACGGAGUCAUCGAUCCCAUCCAGGAAGUGGCUCAGUUGGCUGUGAAGUACAACCUUCCCUUCCACGUGGACGCCUGCUUGGGAGGCUUCCUCAUCGUCUUCAUGGACAAGGCCGGCUAUCCGCUUGCCCCCUUCGACUUCCGGGUCAAAGGUGUGACCAGCAUCUCCGCAGACACGCACAAGUAUGGCUUUGCCCCGAAGGGCUCUUCGGUGAUCCUCUACUCAGACCAGAUGUACCGUCACUACCAGUACUUUGUGGCCCCGGACUGGCAGGGGGGCAUCUACGCCUCCCCCUCGGUGGCGGGCUCUCGCCCCGGGGGCAUCAUCGCUGCCUGCUGGGCCACCAUGAUGCACAUGGGCGAAGACGGCUACGUGGAGUCCACCGGGAAGAUCGUCCAGACCGCGCGCUUCAUCGAGGCUGAGUGCCGUGAAGUAGACGGGCUGUUUGUCUUCGGGCAGCCCGAGGUGUCCGUGGUGGCCCUGGGUUCCACUGUCUUCGACAUCUUCAGGUUAUCCAAUGCCCUCACCGCCAAAGGCUGGAAUCUCAACACGCUGCAGUUUCCUUCCAGCAUACACAUCUGCGUGACCCUGCUGCACACCCAGCCGGACGUGGCCCAGCAGUUCGUCAGGGACGUCGCCGACCUGGUGGCCGUCAUCAUGAGGAACCCGCAGGAGAAGACCACUGGCAUGGGAGCCAUCUACGGCAUGGCCCAGUCCAUCCCCGACCGCUCCAUGGUGACGGAGAUCUCGUGCGGGUUUCUGGACUGCCUCUACAGCACGGAGGCGCCGGUCCCCACUGCUGCUCCGGAGAAGAACCACAUGAACGGGUCGUCCAAGCCACACUGAGGCCGCCGGGGCGUGGCCCUCCAGUGUUCAUUCCCCCUUUCGUUGCCUUAUCUUCUUCUUUUUUUUAAUUUUCAUCCCGUUUUCUAAUUUCCUGUCAAAAGCACAAAUCAUUGUCCUUCUUCUGGUUAGAGAGGAGUUUCCGGCUCUUCGGGAGAGACGUAAGGAUUGUAAACGACCUAACGAGGGAGGAACAAACCUUUCUCAGACGUGGGGGGGUUUGGGUCAGUUUAUUUCAUGCAUGUUUUAACUUGGGAGAAAAUUGCGAUUGGCUGAACUUGCUCUUGGCGCCUCUUCUUCGAACCACACCUCGUUUGAACCUGAGCGAGCAGCUCCGGAUGUUGAUUGGCUCGUGUAGGUUUCGAGUUGAUCAGAAUUCUCAGCAAGCCUUCCCAAAAAAAAAAGGCUUUUGCGAUUAUAGGUACUACCCUGUGACUUGUAAAUCACAGUGUUAUUGGGUGAUUAUAAAUGGAUAGCCUGCUCUGGGGAAUGACCACUAGCAGUACAGAGCCAAAAACCUCUCAUGAUCCAUGCACGGCUGCCUAUUGGUCAGUGCCGACCAACCAGAGCUUUCGACAUUUAGUGUCUGUCCAUGUUGCCGUUUCCAUUUCACUUUAUUAUAAACCUGAAGUCCAGGUCACCUGAAACAGCCCGGCCUCUUCAAACCGGUCACAUACAGCUCAUUAGUAACACAAGGGAAAUGAGAGCUCUGUCGGAAGCCAUUUUGUCUACAGCCCUCAGGCCAUGAAGAGGCACCUGGAUAUGCUGAACUAGGACAGCAGAAUACGGCCUCCGCAUCACCAUAGCAGAAUAAGGCCUCCGCAUCACCACAGCAGAAGAUGAACAAACCAAAACCCCCAUGCUCUAGAGGAAAAGCACUUUAAACUGGGAGCUGAGAAACUUUUUUUUCUUGCAAAGAAUCUAAACGAGCAUGUUGGGAUUGAUAUGAUAAACCGAUCUUGAAGCCAUGACAUGAUACAAAAACGUGUUUUAGUAGAGCAUUUCGCAUAGGUGAUCCAAAACAAAAUUGAAUUUGCGAAGAUAGUGUGAAACUUUAGUAAAAAAUGAAGGAAUGAGCAAUGAGAGAGUAGCUUGAGUAGACUGUAGGUGUACCACUGUGCUGGCUGUGCUCCCAGUCCUGAAGUCCUUCACAAAUACGAAUGUAGGGUUAGUAACAGGGUCCUCGACAUUAAAUUACAGCAACAGGUCAACAUGCAACAGCUAUAAUCAGGGAAUUACUUUGAGUAGAUUAUUUUACAGCAAAUGUUUUCACACCUAAAUCAGAGGCUGUGGAAAAGUCCUGUGUCAUGUGACUUCAUUUACACAUCUCACACUAUCAUCUGUAAUCAGUAAAACAUAUUAACUGUUCCUAAAGAAGUGCCUUUUAAAUUCCUUUUAAUGGCAAAUAUGACACAGGAAGCCAUUUUGCACAAAAUAUGUUGAAACUGGCACCAGGAGAUGUGCUAUGCUAUUCUAGUUGUUUUUUGCCCUCAAAAGUCAUUUUGAUCAAAAGUAAUGAGCAUAACCAAAUCUUGCUUAAUACACUAAGUGCGCUCGAGGCAUUGAAAAAAUAAUAUUGAAGGUGUAGUAAAUAUAUGUGUACUAUUAUACUAAUUUAUAUCUUUAAUUCCUUAAACAUAUAGUGGAGGCGAUGAGAAGGGAAUUCUCUUUGAGAGCGGAAAUACUCAUUUGUUCCGCAACAUAAGAGUCUUGUAUGAUGAAUGUGGACAUAACGGUUUAAUUUAUCAGCUAAUUUAAAGCCAGGUUCUCUCAGUUCUUAAUGGGAUAGGAUAGUCGGUUUGUGAUCGAAAAGGAAAAUGAAUUUGUUGUGCGCACGUUUAGAAUGUUCUGAGAUAUUUGACCGUACGGGAACACAAAGAUCCAUUCCUGAGCAGAAGUGUAUGUUUUGAAGGAAUAACUUUGAAACGGUUUAGAUGUUCUGAGAAGGUCCAUUAUGCUUUGUUGAAUAUCCAUAUCCAGAGUCCAUUUCAGACACGACCUGGGUCAAAUGCGUAAUUGUUUUGGAUUCAAAUGCUUUCAUAUGCUUUACUGAGCUUGCCUGAUGUGUUCGAAGCUUUGAAAUUAGCCAGCUGGCUAAAAGUAGCACAUUUACAGCAAUGGUCAUUAAUGUGCAUAAUGUCCCUGUUUCAACUAACUAAUAAAGUAAAUAUUCUCAAGACGUAUAUACCCUGCCUCCUGGUCCUCUUGAGUGGCUCGCAAGAUCACUCGAGCCCAGAAAAUGUUUUGAAUCCAAAACAACGACGUAUUUGACCCGGUUUCAGACAGCCCACCUGUAUGGCCUACUGUCUCUGUAAAUGAACAUAGUCCAUUGCACCUGAAACCCACUGAAAACCCUAUUACGUUUACCAGUUUAUAGACCACCAAGCAACAUUUGUAGCUAUUCACAUAUACUUUACCCACAGUAUCCCUUGUUCUUGUCCCAGAAAUGUCUGUCCACUAAAUGCAAAAAAUAUAUAUCGUAUAACAAUUCAGCUGCAAUGUAACAUGAAACACUUUCUCUCUUAUUCGCUUGCUCCAACGGUUAUAUGUUGUGAAUAUUUUUGUUAAGUCUUUUUAAAUUUUUAGGUGCAUUUGCAUUAUGCAUUUUUUUGCUACUCCUAUCUACCUCACUAUGUCCAUAUUACAAUGCAAUGGCGUUUCACGUGGAAGAAAACGGUGGAUUAAGUGUCGUUUCAAAAGAAGCGAAGCAAACGCUUUGCAGAGCAACGCAAUUAAACCACAGGCUGCGUGUUCUUUUGUGGUAGGGAGUCAUUAUGAUUCUUGCUUUUUAAUCGUUUCCAUAACAAUUUCAUACAACAUAUUUUAAAAGUUAAUCGUUGAUGUGGGAUGAUACCCCAUGGUCAGUUUUGUGUCUCGCCUGGUGAGUCCUAUCUGGUUCCUGAUUGGCUGGAAUGGGAACCCGGAGAGACUUCACCAGUGCUGUGGCCACAGUGCAGGACACCGUGGUGGGUAUACCCAAACAUGCGAAUACAGUUUGUCACCUGUCUGAAAUGUUUUCAUUAAUCAUUAACUGUGUCAGAUAUUUCAAUGAGUCCUCUUUUUCCUGUUUGUAUGUGUGUGGUUUUUUUUUUUCUCCAUUUUAUUUGGUUCUAACUAUGUGGAAUUUGAACAUUUUGGGGUCAAUAUGAAUCUGAUUUAUUUUCUUAAUUUUUAUAUAACAUAUAAUAAUUUCAUUCCAUUGUUACUGUGUGCAGAAUGUGACCUAAACUUUCAAUUUUGAGGGUUCAGUGUUAAACGGAAGCAGCCAAAAAGUGACACAUCCCACAAUAUCUUGCUAAUGUUUUAGAAAUUAAUGUACGUAUGCAUCAAUGUUAUGAUUUGCUUGCUGCUUUAAUGUUUAACUUGAAGCUUGGCCUAGUGAUUCAGAAUGAAAUCCGAAUUAAUAACCAUUUUUGGAGUCUCUCCCCACACACAAACAGGCAUACACGUAUUUCAUCACUCUCUGCAGGAAAUGGCAUUGGGAGAUAUGCGAUGUGGUUUGUCCGUGAGUUGUCACUUUUGACGGCACAAUCAUGUACGUUUGAGUUUGUGCAGCAUUCACCGGUAUGCCUUCUGGGUCCGGCCCUAGCGCACACACAUAAGGUAGCCCUGUCUCAGGAAACUCAAUCUAGCAGCAAAAUAUGAAAUGUCAUGUCCAAUAAGGUCGGUGGCGCUUACAUAGACUGCCCGGUUUUGUAUCGGUUGUUGUUCCUGGAAAGAAAAUAAAUAAUUUAAAAGUA